Molecule: messenger RNA, 669 nt
Organism: Blepharisma stoltei
Lineage: Eukaryota; Ciliophora; Heterotrichea; Heterotrichida; Blepharismidae
Source: the annotation of a GenBank genome assembly
AUGGAAAACUUAAAACAAUCUGUCGUUAAGGAUCUCGAACAAACUGGGAGCCUAAACCAAAUCAGAGCCCAAAUAAAAGAAAAAAUUUUGCUUGCAGCUGAUCUGAUUGAAGCAAAUAAGCCAGUUCCAUCGCCUGAGACUGAAGUUGUAUUGAAAUCUCAGGCCGGGCAAAUUUGUGCGGAAUUGAUCAGGGAUUUUUUUGAAAGCUACAAUUUAAGCUACUCUUUAAAUGUAUUUUUACCAGAAUGUCACUUGCCGGAGCACAGAGAAAAUAUACAGCAGCUAGAACAAAUUUUAAACCUUCAGUCAGAACCGUGCAAGCCUUUAUUGUAUAGCAUCAUUGAAGAUAUGUUUUCUAAUCCUGAAGGGGAAGAAGAGGAAGAGGAAUCUUUUGAAAAUGAAUACUUAAGACAAAAACAAGACCCCAGAGGACAGAGAAACCAGGGGCAGGCUCAAAAUUUUCAGAAAAAUAGAAAUUUUGCACCAAAUGAAUCAGGGUCAAUUGAUGAAGAAAUUAGUAUUGAUUUGUCUGAUGAAGAGAAAUUUAAGAGAGAUGAGUUGGUGGAAAGCGGAGGAACGUCAAUGGGGAACGAUCAAAGUGCAAGCUCGCUGAAAUUUGAACAGUUUGACCAUGUUGAGCCUGUAAAGAAACCUAUGUUUAGAGUUUAA